AUAGUUCUCUCGCUAAAGCUUUUUUUUUUAUACAAUAUGGUCACCUACACUGAAGUAUCUCGUAAAAGAGAAAGAACUGACUCUGACUCAGAACUUGAUCCAGUAACAUUAAGGAAAAUUCAAAAAGUUGGAUCCGAAGAACCUGAAACAGAAUCAAAGGAUGCCCCAAUCAUAUUAUCAAGAUCUCAAUCAGUGCUUCUGGUAACAGACCUUAAAGAACCACUUGCAAUUCAAUCACACCCAGUCCCAGAAAUCUCUCCUAAUGAAAUUCUUGUUCACAACAGAGCCAUAGGUCUUAACCCCAUUGAUUGGAAAGGAAAGAAGUAUGGGUUUGGUAUUUAUCAUUUCCCCUGGAUUAAUGGACGUGAAUCUUCAGGUAAGGUCGUUCAUGUUGGUUCAGAAGUCAAGAAUGUUAAAGCUGGUGAUGAUGUUAUUGUCAGCAGUACUAGUUAUCGUGAUAACCGUACCAGUACCUUUCAAGAAUACACCGCUAUUGACUCAAGAUUAGUAUGGAAAUUACCAAAGAGUUUAACAUAUGAGGAAGGUGCUACAAUUGGUGUGGGUCUAGUUACUGCUGGUAUCAUAUUCUACAAUAGUUUUGGUUUCCAAUUGAGUGAAAUCCCGGAACAAGCUGAUGGUUACUUGUUAAUAUGGGGUGGUGCUACUGUUGUUGGGAUUUAUUUAACACAAUUGGCAAAAUUAUAUGGCUUGAAAGUUAUUAGCAUUGCUAGUUUGGACCAUAAGGAUUACUUGGUUAGUUUAGGAGCUGACCAUGUCAUCAACCGUCACUUAACUGAAGCACAAAUCGUUGCCAAAAUCAAGCUGAUUGUUGGUGAAGAAGGUAUUAAGUAUGGUGUUGAUUGUGUUAGUAAGCAAACUUCUACAAUCGUGCUUGAUAUCCUUGAUCAAACUAAAAGCUCAUUGUCGACAGAGCCUGCACAAUUUGCAGGUAUAGUAGGUGUUCCUAAAGAACAUCCAGAAAGCGUUGAAAUAAAAGAAGUGGUUAUCAAACGAUUCCAUGAAGAUUUGAAAUUUGGAGAGCAAUUUAUCACUGCUACUAGUCAUUUCUUGAAUAAAAGAUUGAUUAAACCAGUAAGGUAUAGGCACUACAAGGGUGGACUUCAUAUCAUUGACAAUGCAUUAAAAGAUUUAGAGAACAAAGGGGCAAAGGGGGAAAAAUAUGUAGUUAGUAUAUAGGCUUUAUAUUUAGAAUCAUAUGGCUUGUUCUUGUUCCUCAUCACUAUCAAUUGUAAAUUGUUGGUCAAUGCUUUUGUUUGUAGUAGAAUCAUUGUCCAACUCAUCCAAUUCAUAUCCAGUUUCCAAAUCGUCACUAGAUCCAACUGAAACAUAUUUUGCGCUAUUGUAUCCUGGAGUAAGCCUAACUAAUGACCUAAUUCCUUUCUUAAUCUUUUGAGAGAAAACCUUACGUCCCAUGCUACCCAACAUGAACCAACCAACAACAAAUAUUAAACCAAGGAAUAUGAAAAACCCGUACCAUCUAUGAGUGGUCUUACCGGAAAGGUCUUCCUCGUUCUGGUUUUCAUAAUCAUAAUUGUGAUACUUUUCCAGGUCACGAGGAGUAACAAAUACUGGUCGUGGAGAAAUACCAUUUUGUUCAGCACCAUAUUGGUAGACAUAUUCCAGAGGACUGUGAAAGAAACCAGGUCUCUUCAAUGUACCGUUGGUAUAAUUAUUGUAAGCUUGGACAUAUUCAUCAUUGGCAUAAAGCAUAGCUCUUCCCAAUGUCCAUGAAAAUGAAUUACCUCCUAAUUCUUCCACCAUUUGAAGUGAUUCAAAUCCCUUAUUAUUUUUAUUAGGAAUUUCAUCUAUACCAAAUCGAGGGAAUCCAAGUCCCAAGUGUAAGAAGUUAAGGAUCCAUGAUGUUUUGAAACAUAAUUCUGAUAAUUCAUCUUCGCUAAUUGGGGAUUUCCGCUUUUGAUUCAAUUCAAGUAGAGUAGACCAAGAUUCUGAACAAACUUUUCCAGUCUCUUUAAAAAUAAGUUGAUAGUCAUAACUACUCUUUUGAUCCUUGUCUCCUCUCUUGGUAUGUGUAGAAAGUAGUUCUUCAAUAGUAUUCCAAUAGCCACUUACUCCAAUAAAAUGGUUGACAUCAAAGUCAAAUGCAGGAAUCAAGUCAUUCAAAAGACAUGAACUAACUUCAUUAGCUUCACUAAACUGCUUACAGUUUCCUUUAGGAGUAGAUACUCCCCCAUGGGUAGAAUUCUGCAAAACUGGGAAAAUACUAGUUAAGCAUUCUUCAAACUUGCUAACCCCAAUGAAAUCAUAAGAAUAAUCGUCGAUUAUUUCCAGAGCAGUAUACCCCUUAGGUAAACAUGGGUCAUCUAUAGGUGAACGAUUUUUGCUUCCCCAAGGGAUGUUGUUUUCCUUGUUAAAUCGAUCUACCAAGGAAUGUAAAUAACGGGAAUGGGCUUGAUACAUUCCAAAUCCAAGGAAUGAAUCCGAAUAAACAUCGAAAUCAAGAGCUUUUGGUACCGAAUAUGUGGAAUUUAAAUUGCCCAAUCUUUUUGGGACUUGAUUCAAAUUAAUAUGAUACAAGUUAUUCUGGUGUUCUUGGAUUUCGGUAGAAUUAGGUUGGAACACUACUUGGGUCAGAGCACCACCCAUAUCUAACAAACCAUAUGUGGAAUGGUUUUUCCCGUGCUGAUGUUUCUGAGGAUUGUCGAACGAUCCAAUCAACGAGUUUAUUGAUAACCAGCCAUAUAAACCUUCAAAAUCACCGUCAAUGACACUGACAUGGGAUGCACAAUCGGGGAUAUAAAAGUCAGAAUUAUUCUGGAAGUACUUGCAAGUAUUCUGCAAGAGCUGUUGUUGUUCAGUUGGAGUCAAUAACCUCAUUCCAGCGGUAGCAUGAAGGAAAAUUGGGGUUCGGUAAUGUUGAGAUUUAGGCACGAUUUUAGCAGCACGCGC
Messenger RNA from Spathaspora passalidarum NRRL Y-27907, 2928 nucleotides. RefSeq lists its product as uncharacterized. Gene Ontology annotation, molecular function: oxidoreductase activity, acting on NAD(P)H. The coding region runs from base 37 to 1197 and encodes 386 amino acids. The record is from RefSeq and is a predicted model, not a curated record. The transcript has a single exon. NCBI's taxonomy places the organism in Eukaryota, Fungi, Ascomycota, Pichiomycetes, Serinales, Debaryomycetaceae.